AUGAGUUUUUCCACUAUAAAUAGUAACAUCAAUAAGAAUGCUGGUGAUAGCAACAAUAACACGACUGAGAACAGCUCGACAACGGACCUCCUUGGAAUGGAUCUGUUGCAACAUGCGCCCCGUUUGAUGAGCACUAUGCAGCCGAACAAUUCUUCUGACAUGUUGCCCAUGGCUAAUGGAACCAAUCUAGUUCAACAGUCCGCUACAAACAACAAUAGCAGCAGUGCCAACACCGGCUCAAAGGCUCCGGCGAACGAGUUUGUGAGAAAGCUUUUCCGGAUAUUGGAAAAUAACGAGUAUCCAGACAUCGUGACCUGGACUGAAAACGGCAAGAGCUUUGUUGUAUUGGACACAGGGAAGUUUACGACACACAUACUGCCCAAUCAUUUCAAGCACUCCAAUUUCGCUUCUUUUGUGAGGCAGCUAAACAAGUACGAUUUCCAUAAGGUUAAGAGAAGCCCGGAAGAAAGACAGAAAUGUAAGUAUGGAGAACAAAGCUGGGAGUUCCAGCAUCCAGAAUUUAGAGUUCACUACGGGAAGGGACUCGACAACAUUAAAAGAAAAAUUCCGGCCCAAAGGAAAGUAUUGCUAGACGAGUCUCAAAAGGCUCUUCUACAUUUUAAUGGUGAAGGCGCCAACCCGAACAGUUCUUCCGGGGCCCUCUUGAAUGAAUCCACCACAGAACUGCUAUUAAGCAAUACUGUAAGUAAAGAUGCAUUUGGAAAUUUGAGAAGGCGGGUAGACAAACUGCAAAAGGAACUGGAUAUGUCUAAGAUGGAAAGUUAUGCUACAAAAGUGGAAUUACAAAAAUUGAACUCGAAGUACAAUACGGUCAUUGAAAGCUUAAUAACAUUCAAGACAAUCAACGAAAAUCUACUUAACAACUUCAACACUCUGUGUUCCACUUUGGCAAAUAACGGAAUCGAAGUCCCAAUAUUCGGAGACAACGGAAACCAAAACCCAGCCGGUAACGGUAACAACCCAACACCUACCGCCGUCAUUCAUAAUAGUACCGCCAACAAUGCCUCCCCAACGACAUCUACGGUGUCCUUACAAAUGCCCAAUUUACCCGACGAGAAUAGCCUGACCCCGAAUGCUCAAGGGAAUGCUGUCACACUACGAAAAGGGUUCCAUGUUCUACUAGUGGAAGACGAUGCGGUGUCCAUACAGUUGUGCUCAAAAUUCUUACGGAAAUACGGCUGUACUGUUCAGGUUGUCACCGAUGGUCUUUCGGCCAUUUCAACACUGGAAAAAUUCAGAUAUGAUUUGGUCCUAAUGGACAUUGUGAUGCCCAACUUAGAUGGUGCCACGGCUACAUCUAUCGUAAGAAGUUUCGACAACGAAACACCCAUUAUUGCCAUGACCGGUAACAUUAUGAAUCAAGAUUUGAUUACCUACUUACAGCAUGGUAUGAAUGAUAUUUUGGCCAAGCCAUUCACGAGAGACGAUUUACAUUCGAUUCUGAUACGUUAUUUGAAGGAUCGCAUUCCUUUAUGUGAGCAGCAGUUACCACCGCGCAACUCUUCACCACAAACACAUUCCAACACUAAUACUACCAAUUCCAAUCCUAACACAAUCAAUGAACACUCAUUAUCUUUGCUACCACAGGACAAUCCGUCUACUACAACACCUGUUACACCGGGUGCUUCCAUAUCGUCUGCGCAGCACGGUCAACAAGAACAACAGCAUCAACAACUGUUCCAUGCUCAACAACAACAACACCACAACACUGCUAGACCAGACGUAUCCAUACCGAGCUUGGAACACGAAAUCAACACUGUACCACAUUCUUCAAUGGGUUCUACCCCACAAUUGCCACAACCUACGAUUCAGGAAAAUCAAUUAUCAUAA
Molecule: messenger RNA, 1851 nt
Organism: Saccharomyces eubayanus
Lineage: Eukaryota; Fungi; Ascomycota; Saccharomycetes; Saccharomycetales; Saccharomycetaceae
Gene: SKN7
Product: kinase-regulated stress-responsive transcription factor SKN7
Exons: 1
Coding region: 1-1851 (616 amino acids)
Biological process (GO): phosphorelay signal transduction system; regulation of DNA-templated transcription
Molecular function (GO): phosphorelay response regulator activity; DNA-binding transcription factor activity; sequence-specific DNA binding
Source: RefSeq, a predicted model, not a curated record